AUGGUAGAUCAAAAGCCAUUAUUUCUCUCGAAAUACAUACGUGCAAUCAAAGACUCGCCUAGGGAGAUUUACAAUCGAAACCUAUUUCUCUCAGUUUGCUCUUUUGCCCUUGGAGGUUGUGCCAAAGGAUGGGACGAAGGAGCGGCAUCAGCUAUUUCCCAAUUACCGGCAUUCAAAAGCACCUACCAGCUCGACGACAAUACUAUCUCCAAUCUUGUCUCCUUUGUCAAUCUCGGAGCCGGCGUCGGUGCCCUUCUCUCCUUUCCGCUGAACGACAGAAUUGGCCGGAUUUGGUCACUGCGGACAUAUCAACUCGUCUAUGUUGCCGGUAGUCUUAUCUCCUGCCUAUCGUAUGGCCAUGUCGCUGCACUAUACGCUGGCCGUAUCGCUGCCGGCUUGGGUAUCGGAGCCCUAUCGGUACUGGCACCGAUGGCCAUUGCUGAAAUAGCUCCGAAGACGACACGAGGACUAAUGACAAUGUGGUUCAGUGUGUGUAUGCUGUCCGGGCAGAUGUUGGGAAUAUUCACUGUAUAUGGCUGCUCCAUCCAUAUCUCCAGUGAACAGGACCUGCAGUAUCAAAUUCCUUGGUUCGUGCAGACUUUCGCUCCGGCCAUCAGUUGCACUAUGUCGCUAUUCAUAGUCGAGUCUCCUCGCUGGCUAGUCCUUCUAAACAGACAUGAUACAGCUCUGACAGCUCUUGUUCGUCUGCGUGGUCUUCCAUCCCACGAUAAGUACAUACAGGACGAAUACCAGGGCAUGACAUCUGAGACCGAGGAAAAUGAAUCUAACAGCUCCUGGCGAGUUGUCAAGGAGACCCUCACCAUUCGUUCAAAUUUGCGUCGCUUGCAACUUACUAUAACAGCUUACACCCUGGCCCAAAUGUCCGGUGCCAACUCAAUUACCAAUUACCUUCCCACGAUCUUCGGUAUGGUCGGUGUCACUGGGUCGAACGUCAAGCUUUAUACGACUGGGCUCUACGCUCUCACCAAGCUCGUCUGCUGUAUUACUGCCUCUCUCAUUUUGGUUGAUCUCGCAGGCCGUCGACGAUCAUUGAUGCUGGGGGUUAGCAUCCAAGUCAUAUGCCAUUCCUACCUAGUGGGCUACUUGAACAUCUACGUUCAUGAUUCUUCUAGUGUGACGAAAGGUGCAUCCGAUGCGGCAAUCGCGAUGAUAUUCCUCCAUGCUCUGGGCUGGGCUAUGGGCCUCUACAGCAUGCCAUAUCUAUUCGGCGCUGAAUUAUGGCCGAACCGCAUCCGCUCAUUUGGCGGCGCUAUCUCGCAAUGCUUCCACUGGGCCUUUUAUUUCGCUAUCACAAAGGCUACACCAUCUUUACUAUCUGGAUUGGAUCAAUGGGGAGCCUUUGUGCUCUUUGCUGGAUUCUGUGUGUUGGCUUUCGCGUAUACGUACUUCCUCGUGCCCGAAACUACUGGACUUGGGCUCGAGGAAAUUAAUGCACUUUUCGAACGGCCUUUGUACAUGCUGGGACGGCCGUUGGAUACUCGAAGGGAAAGUCCACAGGGUGACGAGAAGCCCGAAUCUACGUGGGUUGAAAAGGUGCAACAAUAUUAG
This is a messenger RNA of Aspergillus ruber CBS 135680, 1569 nucleotides long. Its product is annotated as general substrate transporter. The record is from RefSeq and is a predicted model, not a curated record. The transcript is spliced from 3 exons. Lineage: Eukaryota; Fungi; Ascomycota; Eurotiomycetes; Eurotiales; Aspergillaceae. Gene Ontology annotation, biological process: carbohydrate transport; transmembrane transport. Gene Ontology annotation, cellular component: membrane. Gene Ontology annotation, molecular function: carbohydrate:proton symporter activity. Bases 1 to 1569 code for a protein of 522 amino acids.